AUUUAUUCACUUUGAGAGCCAUGGCUCGCAUUUAUGUGACUGUGGGCCUUUAUUUUGAAAUGUGUGGAAGUGUUGGUGCCGUGUGUUGAGCUUCACCCCUUCAUUCUCCUCAGAGACUCCGACAUCAUGGCGGACGCCGAUGACUGGGAUGCUGGUAGUUUCGACCCCGAGGAGCCCAUCAAAAAGGCGGCAGUUCAUGACAAAUGGGAGGGCGAGGAUGAAGACGACGACGUCAAAGAUAAUUGGGAUGAUGAUGAAGAGGAAGAAAAGGAGGAGGAAAAGAAAUCAGAGGCCAAACCUACAGAAAAGAAGAAACUCAGCGAGAAAAUAAAAGAAAAGGAAAAUUUACAAAGAAAAAAACAAGAGGAGCUCCUUAAACAAUUAGAGGAGUCAGAAGACAGCACAGAACUCACACCAGAAGAAGAGCUGGCAGAAAAACUUCGAGUAAAAAAACUACAGGAGGAUUCAGACCUGGAACUAGCAAAAGAAGCAUUCGGUGUAGUAUCAAAUAAUGUUACAGGAAUUGAUGCGAUGAGUCCCUCUACAAAAGAAGACUUCACAGAGUUUGAGCGGUUGCUAAAAGAAAAGAUUUCUUCUUAUGAGAAGUCAAUACACUAUUCCAGCUUUUUAGAGACACUGUUUAGGGACCUGUGUCUUUCGUUGGAAGUUGAGGACUUUAAGAAAAUUAGCAACUCACUAACAGUGUUACUGAGUGAAAAGCAGAGGCAAGAAAAGGCAAACAAAGGUAAAAAGAAAAAGAAGGGAGUUUUACCAGGAGGAGGUUUGAAAGCCACAAAGAGAGAUGAUCUGGCAGACUACGGGGAGUUCGACGGCGGUUAUGCACAAGACUACGAGGAUUUCAUGUGACCAAGGCUUAACCCAUUGCUAUUGUUUGCUGAUUGCUGAAGCACACACUUUAACAGCAUGACCUUACCCCCCAGUCAGAACCACACUAGACAACUCUGAACUCCAUCCCACACACUCUCUCCUCAAGAGGUUCAUGCAGAGAAUCAGUUCACUGCGCUAUUUUUCUCCGGUCUGUGAACUUCGGUCAAUGCUUGUCGGUAUAAUAAACCCAAUUAAAAACGGGGUCCUUCUCACGAAUGUGAAUCUGCAGUUUCGAUUAAUCGUCACGGUCCAGGCAACAAAGAGUGUUACUGUUCGGUGACUGAUAUUUCUUGGAAAUAAAUGACAUUCUAUGCAAAUUUCAGUCCGGAUUGAUCUGUCGUUGGAUCGGCUUUGGCUGGUAUACUUUUGCCUCCAGACCGAUUAACUCGACCUGUACGGCCUGAAGUGGUGAUAUGGUUGAUAAAUCAUGUUUUCAAUCAGACGUAAAAAAAAAAAUUUGUUCGUAGAUGAUAGCGAGCUCAUUUAUUUAGAUAAGUAAAUCUAAAGUAGCGUAUUAAAUAUAAGCAUAAUUCUUUGAAAAUAACUCCUUUAUGUUUGUAGCUCGUAAUGCAUUGUAUGACCAAAAGUAUCACUCUAAAUGAACCAUUUUGAAGACACAUUGCAGCGUUAUUAGGAUUACCUCAAUUUUUGCAGAGCUAAAUAUGCGAAUAUUUACAAACAUAACUCAUGUUUUCAAUGCAGCACAUUAUGCCGUUACUCAUUUGACCUCAGUCAUGCCAGUAAUGAAUGAGUGUGUUCUCACGUGAUCUGCUGAUGUAUAAGGGACUGAUUGUUGAUGUAGGGUUGUUUCAAGUGUCGUUUGGCUUUCCAUUUUCUCGACAACUUGCAGUGAUAGACAAAGAGACUUGCGAUCAGCGAAGCCGAUGAUAGGACGCACUGUUUUAUAAAGAUCUAAUUUAAUAAAAGUUGAUUAAAAUCA
Carassius carassius (crucian carp) is the source of this 1828-nucleotide messenger RNA. It is a transcript of the gene eif3ja, whose product is annotated as eukaryotic translation initiation factor 3, subunit Ja. The coding region runs from base 127 to 867 and encodes 246 amino acids. The record is from RefSeq and is a predicted model, not a curated record. Gene Ontology annotation, cellular component: eukaryotic translation initiation factor 3 complex; cytoplasm. NCBI's taxonomy places the organism in Eukaryota, Metazoa, Chordata, Actinopteri, Cypriniformes, Cyprinidae. Gene Ontology annotation, molecular function: translation initiation factor activity. The transcript is spliced from 8 exons.